CAACUUCCAACCACUCCGGCGCGCGGCGUCAGAGCUUCGACCAGCCGCUCAGUUUACUCAAACGCUCAGUGUACGCGCAGUUGCGACUUGACUCGGUUGUGGAAGUUGCUUAAUCAACUUUUAUCGUAACUUAUCCACAGCAAAUCGUUUCAAAUGCUUGGAAAACGCGACUACGCUUGGAUUUUUGAACCGCGUGUAAAUUCAGUGUGAUUUUCGUGUGAUUUUUGGAGUAAACACGGUCUGGGAGCACGCGAAGAAAGGUUGUUGUCCAUUGGUCACCGGCCCGACCAUGAAGUACAAUACCUUAAGCACCAGCAGCCUCUCGAGCGAAGGAAGAAAGUCGACGCUGACUUUGUACACGGAUCCGGACUUUUUGACUGAUAAAGUCUCCUCGUCCGAGUCGGAGAUUUCGUCCGUGCGCAGCGAGCUGGAGAUUGUCCAGCGUGCGCUGAGUUUGCAAACGCGUCGAUGUAGACAAUUGGUCGCAGAAUACACUCGGAGAUUGCAGGAGAAAGAGGCCCAGUAUCAAUCCGAGAAACUUUUGAGGGAGGAUCAACUUGCGAAGGUGCUUAGGGCGCUGUUAAUCUUCGAAGCACGUUUGAAGCAAGAACAGAAGUAUAUCAGUCAUCAACUUGCUGAGAAAGAUAAAAUCAUUACUAAACAAAGGGAACACAUUCAUAAUUUGUCCAAUAAUGUUUCCAGUACUUAUUGUAAACAUUGCACGUAUUAUGGGCAAAAGUUGGAGUCGUUGGGCAGUAGUUCCGAAUACGUAGUAACAGACUAUCAGGAUUCUAACAUAUCAAACGUAGAAAGUCUAGAUAGCAGUUCUGAGACCUAUGCUACGAUUUCCAAUGAUUCCAAGGAUGGAUCUUCACCCAAAUCACUCGAGGACAAAGAUCCUACUGGAAUCAAAGAGCAGAAGUUUCAGAAAAACAAAUCUAAAGAUGGUCCCAGGCGAGGAAAACGUGUGGGACAUAGAAAAUCCAUCGGAGAUUAUUACGAAGUGCUUAAAAUGAGGAAUGAACAGAUAAGUCCUUCUUCGGAUAACACCAGUAAUGAUUACGAACACAUUGAUACCCAAGGUCCAGUGGAAUCAUCAGUCCAUUCUCAGAUUUCUGAAGUAUCCAAUCGCAUCGAGUCUAUCUUCCAGACGAACAUGACCUUGACCGAAGAUAAUUUAGACAAACACGAUCAACUGAUCAAUGACAGAGACUCUCCUGAAGAGGAUCCCAAUGAACGUACUCUAGUGAAUGAUGAUGAGGAGGUGAAAGAAAUUGAAUCCGAAGAGGCUGAAGAGGAUAAAAACGUUCAACAACAGAGUAAAAUCAAUGAGACCAUAAACGUGUUUGAAGAUGAAAGCAAUGAAACCAAUAACUGGUAUGCAUCUGCGAGUGAUCCUGAAGAUGAUGACAUCCGCCGUGGUAACCCAAAUUUCCUUGAGUGUAUGAAUCAGAUUCUCCUACAGAAUAUCCAGGAUAAUAUCAAUUCUCCACCGAAAACGCCGACUUUAGAACGUAAGUCACAGAAACGUGUCAAGUUUAGUGAUGAAGAGGACCUCAAAGAAAACCUUGUCCAACCUCCGCCUUCGCCUUAUAAGGAUGCCAACACUUGUCAACAAUUGAACGCCGUAAACAUCAGUCAUAAAAUGGCUGAUUAUUAUGAGACGCCUAUUCAGAAGACCAACUUCUACGAAACUCCACAGAGUAUCUACAGUAACGAUUACGAGCAGAUCCUGAGCAAAAGCAGCGAGAAAUCUUUGAUUCUAAAAUCACCCCAGGAUGAAAGUCACUAUUAUGUUGAUAUGGAUACGUCUAGUCUAAACGGUACGAACAGCGUGAAGAGUCUGGUUGAUGAUGGUAUCAUUCGGAAGAGUAAAAUCAUGAGGACACCACCAGCACUUCCUCCGAAACCUGCCAAUUUACUGUCCAAAUACAAAAUUCAGAGUCCCACGAAACUUUCGGCACCAAGUAUUGAUUCCGAACCGGAUUAUUGUUCUAUAUCUGAACUGAACCUGCCCCAAAUGGGGCAAGUAGCUCCAACAGCGAAGAAAUUGAAUGUGGUUGCAGAGAUUAAUGUGACCCAUGUCCCACAUGAUCCGGAUAGUGUAAUACUGCAUUCUCCGAAAAUUCUAACACCUCCCGUACAAUCACAUUAUGAUUUAGAUAAAGAUGAUCUUAUUGUUGCGUCUAAAGCUGUAGAAAAGGUUACAAUCCAGAUGGCGAAAACAUCUCCGACGAAAUCUAAACCUCCAAAGUUUGAAAAGAUUGAGAAAGUGGAAGUGACACCAACACCUCAGAAACACGAACCGGAGAUUCCGAAACUUCCACAGGUCUCAGAAAUACUGAUACCUGAAGAGGAUGUGAAUCCUUUACAAUCUCCCAAAAAGGAUGAGCGUAUGAUCAGCCAUGACAAUUACAUCAAAAUCAAUUCCCAAAUUUUUAAACACAAAAUAAGUCCGAAGGUGGAUUCCAGAAGACCCAUUUUGAUUGGUUCCUCUGUGUCUAGUUUAAUCACCACGUUUAACAAUCAACAACUCCUUGCUGAAAUGUCUCCUACUAAGUCCCCACCACGUGGUAAACUGAAUAAGAAGUUGUUUUCUAGUUUUGAGAAUCUGCAAAAUUUAGAAAGGCACGAAAUGCACGCGCAGGACAAGAGUCCCGAGAUGGUCCCGAGUUUUGAGUUUGAUCUGAGUCAAAAUUUCGAGGAGUUUAAGCUGGACGAGUGCGAUAUGGACGAAUACGAUGAGUUAAACCACGAGGAGGAGAACAUGAAACAUUCACUGGAGUCAAAUCAUUCUGAUCAUAACUCAAGUCCUUCCAGUAUGGACUUUCCAAAGUUGAAUACGCAAACUAUAGAAAUUCUGAAUCAAUGCAUCGAGAACGAGAAUGAAAGAAAGUCAGAGAAGGAAAACAACGAAAAUGAGAAUCAUGGAAUCAAUCGGAGGAAAAUGGGUGAACCAACUUACGAACAUUUCCUGGAGUGUACAGGACUGAGUUCGAAAAGUAUCCUGACACCUGCGCGCAUGCUCAGUAAUCACAAAAGCAUUUUAAAGCCCAGGGACGUAAAGUAUAGAUCUAAUACAAAACAUGGAAGUACGAUUAAGUACUGGUCUGAACCGUACGUGUAAUAAAAGUAUGAGUACGAGUUUAACAUUUGGUUUGAAUAGAUUAUUGCCAUAUUAACCAUUAUUACAAUAAUAAAUGUGUAUAUCGUAUUUAUGUAUGUUUGUAUGUACAAGAUGUUAUAACAAUUUAAAUAAAUAUUUAUUUAUGCAUA
Molecule: messenger RNA, 3276 nt
Organism: Dalotia coriaria
Lineage: Eukaryota; Metazoa; Arthropoda; Insecta; Coleoptera; Staphylinidae
Exons: 2
Coding region: 290-3127 (945 amino acids)
Source: RefSeq, a predicted model, not a curated record